This is a messenger RNA of Trichoplax adhaerens, 252 nucleotides long. RefSeq lists its product as uncharacterized. Gene Ontology annotation, biological process: SMAD protein signal transduction; BMP signaling pathway. The transcript has a single exon. The record is from RefSeq and is a predicted model, not a curated record. The annotation marks the transcript as partial. Gene Ontology annotation, cellular component: extracellular region. Gene Ontology annotation, molecular function: growth factor activity; cytokine activity. NCBI's taxonomy places the organism in Eukaryota, Metazoa, Placozoa, Uniplacotomia, Trichoplacea, Trichoplacidae.
AAUGACAUUAUUUUUGCUCCGAAGGUUUUCGAGUCAUACUACUGCAGCGGUACUUGCUCAUAUCCUCUUGGACCUCAUUUAAAUGCUACAAAUCAUGCGAUUGUGAUGGCUAUUCUGCACGACCUUAAAGUCCAAGGUGUAAAAGCGUCUCAAUGUGCGCCAACUCAAUUAUCGCCACUAAGUUUUCUUUAUGUCGAAGGGAAUAAGAUUAUCAUUAAGGAAUAUCCUGACAUAGUCGUAGAUGCUUGUGGU